GAAUGGAAAAACCAGCUUAUAGAUAGAUUUAAAAUCAGAAUGUCAUUUGCGGAAUUCAUACAAUACCAAAGUAAAAGGAUACUUAGAGCUACUGAAACUGUCACAGAGUAUAUUUAUGUUAAAAAUGCUAUGCUUGAAAAGUCACCAAGUUUGAUUCCAGAGCCAGAUCGAGUAUCGCUGAUACUAGAGGGAAUACAGGAUAUGCGGUGGUCAACGCCUUUAGCCACACAUUGCUGUAAGAAUGUCGAGGAACUCAUCACACAUGCAACAGCAAUUGAUAACAUCAGGAGGACACAGCGUAAGAUGACCGAGCAGCAAGAAACUCAACAUAGACAUGCAAGCACUACCAGAUUCAGGAUCAGUGGUAACCAUGGUGGAUAAAAAGCUACUUCCCAGUGACAUGCAAGUGUACCCAUGGCAGAAAGGAUCAUACAAGGUAGCAGGGAGCAUGAUCACACCCAUUGGAUGGAUAACAGCAAGAUUACAGGUGGGAAAAAUUGAUUAUAUUAUGCCACAGAUAGCCAUUAGUGAAAACUUACCAGUAGAUAUGAUAAUAGGAAAAGAUUGGCAAAACGCAGUAUAUGCAAGAAUUAUUCAUGAGCCAGAUGGUAAAGUAUGUAUCGUGACGCCUACACAUACAGAAUAUUUUGAUAAUUUGACACAGGAAAAUACCCUAACUGCAUGUUGUAUGAGAACCAUAAACACCAGUACUCAGGAGAAUUUAAUUACACAGGAUGAUCAAAAUAAAAUUUCAAAUUUAGUUGACAAGUAUUCAGAUAUUUUUAAAAGUGACAAGAAUGACAUAGGAGAAUUUAAGGAUGUAGAACUAGAAAUAAAGUUAAAACAUAACAUACCAAUUAAAUGCAAACCAUACAGACUGCCACAACCAGAAAGAGAAUUUUUAAGAAAAACAAUAGAUGAAUGGAUUGAUCAGAAAAUAUGUAGACAUUCAGAUUCACCCUAUGCGGCACCAAUGUUUGUUGUAGAACAGCCAUUUCAUAGUACAACCCCUUUUAGACCAGUAGUAGAUUAUUCAAAGACUAUCAACCCGAUUACAGAAAAUAAUGUGCAACCAAUAGACCGAAUGGAAGAUAUAAUAAAUGUAAUUUCACAGUUUGUUUACAAAUUUAAACUUGACAUUUACCAUGCAUAUCAUAAUAUUAAAAUCAAGGAAGAAGAUAUUUAUAAAACAGCGGUAAUAACACAAGAUCAUCAUGUAGAGUUCAUGCGGGUAAUGUUCGGAAUGGUUGGAGGACCGUCAAUAAUGUCAAAAGUAAUUAACUUAACAUAUGGACACUUAUAUGACCAAGGAGUACGUUUAUAUUAUGAUGAUAUUUCUGGAGGCGCUCACACAAUUGAACAGUUGUUAGAAAUCUUAGAAAAGGUAUUUAUUGCAACACGGGAAAAGAAAUUGAAGUUAAACAAAGAAAAGUGUGUAUUUUUAGCGACAGAACUGCCAUUAUUUGGAAGAAUAAUAGGCCACAAUGAAGAGAAACCAGAUCCACAAAGAACAGCUGCAGUGAACAAAUAUGAAACUCUAACAUCAAUAUCAGAAAUUAGAUCAUUUUUAGGUUUCACUAACACUUUCAGAAAAUAUAUUCAAAAUUAUGCAUCAAUUGUAAAGCCAUUAUCAGAUAUGUUGAAACGAAACGCAAAUUUGUCUAUAGA
Leguminivora glycinivorella is the source of this 1668-nucleotide messenger RNA. RefSeq lists its product as uncharacterized. NCBI's taxonomy places the organism in Eukaryota, Metazoa, Arthropoda, Insecta, Lepidoptera, Tortricidae. The coding region runs from base 40 to 381 and encodes 113 amino acids. The transcript is spliced from 2 exons. The record is from RefSeq and is a predicted model, not a curated record.